Messenger RNA from Phasianus colchicus (ring-necked pheasant), 2390 nucleotides. NCBI's taxonomy places the organism in Eukaryota, Metazoa, Chordata, Aves, Galliformes, Phasianidae. The record is from RefSeq and is a predicted model, not a curated record.
CCCAGCCGCACGGGGCUCCCACGGCGCCGCGGCGGCUAUAAAGGGGAGGGCGCCGCGCGCCGCCCGUUCUCUGCCCGCCGGGCCGCAGUGCACGCCCCGAGCCCAGCGGUGCGGACGAUGAGCGCGGCGGGCAGCGGCUACCCCAUGGCCUCGCUGUACGUGGGCGAUCUGCACCCCGACGUGACCGAGGCGAUGCUGUACGAGAAGUUCAGCCCCGCGGGGCCCGUGCUGUCCAUCCGCGUGUGUCGCGAUAUGAUCACCCGCCGCUCCCUCGGCUACGCCUACGUCAACUUCCAGCAGCCCGCCGACGCUGAGCGUGCUCUAGACACCAUGAACUUUGAUGUGAUCAAAGGAAAGCCCAUUCGCAUCAUGUGGUCUCAGAGGGACCCCUCGUUGAGGAAGUCAGGGGUUGGGAACGUCUUCAUUAAGAACCUGGACAAAUCCAUUGAUAACAAGGCACUUUAUGACACGUUCUCAGCGUUUGGGAAUAUUUUGUCCUGCAAGGUGGUGUGUGAUGAGAAUGGCUCUAAGGGCUACGCAUUUGUGCACUUUGAGACCCAGGAUGCUGCAGAUAGAGCCAUCGAGAAGAUGAACGGCAUGCUGCUAAACGACCGCAAAGUAUUUGUUGGGAGAUUCAAGUCUCGUAAAGAGCGGGAGGCUGAGCUGGGAGCCAAGGCAAAGGAAUUCACCAACGUUUAUAUUAAGAACUUUGGGGAUGACAUGGAUGAUGAAAGACUAAAGGAACUCUUCAGUAAAUAUGGUAAGACUCUGAGUGUUAAAGUGAUGACAGACCCCACUGGAAAAUCCAAAGGCUUUGGCUUUGUAAGCUUUGAAAAGCAUGAAGAUGCUAACAAGGCAGUUGAAGAAAUGAAUGGGAAGGAUAUCAAUGGGAAAAUGGUGUUUGUAGGCCGAGCACAGAAGAAGGUGGAGCGCCAGGCAGAGCUGAAAAGGAGAUUUGAACAGCUAAAACAAGAGAGAAUCAGCCGGUAUCAGGGAGUUAACCUAUACAUUAAAAACCUAGAUGACACUAUAGAUGAUGAAAAACUGAGGAAGGAAUUCUCACCUUUUGGGUCAAUAACAAGUGCAAAGGUGAUGCUGGAAGAUGGACGGAGCAAAGGGUUUGGCUUUGUCUGCUUUUCCUCUCCAGAGGAAGCUACGAAAGCUGUGACAGAGAUGAAUGGUCGAAUAGUGGGCUCAAAGCCACUCUAUGUUGCUCUUGCACAAAGGAAAGAAGAGCGAAAGGCUCAUCUAACUAAUCAGUACAUGCAGCGCAUUGCUGGGAUGAGAGCCUUGCCAGCCAACACAAUCAUUAAUCAGUUCCAGCCUGCUGCUGGCGGUUAUUUCAUGCCUGCUGUGCCCCAGGCUCAGAGUAGACCCACUUACUAUGCACCCAAUCAGAUGGCACAGAUGAGACCCAACCCACGCUGGCAGCAAGGGGGAAGACCUCAAGGCUUCCAGGGAAUGCCAAAUGCCAUGCGCCAGUCUGGACCACGGCCAACACUGCGCCAUCUGGCCCCUGCUGGCACUGCUCCUGUCUCUCGUGGCCUCCCUGUUUCUGCCCAGCGAGUUGGUGUUUCCACUGCAGGACAGAACUUGGCUCCUCGUCCACCUGUAGCUGCUCCUGCUCCCAGAGCAGUUCCCCCUUAUAAAUACGCCUCAAGUGUCCGCAGCCCACAUCCACCUGUACAACCUUUGCAGGCACCUCAGCCUGCAGUACAUGUGCAGGGACAGGAACCACUAACAGCCUCCAUGCUGGCUGCUGCCCCUCCUCAGGAGCAGAAACAGAUGCUGGGAGAACGUUUGUUCCCUCUUAUUCAAGCUAUGCACCCCAGCCUUGCAGGAAAGAUCACAGGAAUGUUGCUGGAGAUUGACAACUCAGAGCUGUUGCACAUGCUGGAGUCUCCGGAGUCUCUCCGGUCAAAGGUGGAGGAGGCUGUUGCAGUGUUGCAGGCUCACCAAGCCAAGAAAGAAGCUGCCCAGAAGGAUGCAAAGAAGCCAAAUAGCCCCUCCCCCGAUGUCAGCUCAAGAUGUUUGCAGAUUCUGCACUGUCCUGCAGGGCUCCUCGCCGUGCGACGCAUCGCGUAGUUGCAUUGCAUUUUAUAAAUUAAUCCUUGGAAUCUUACGAACCGACUCUGCGCAGCUCUAGAUUUCCAAAACCAGAAUUGAGCUCGCAAGCUUCUCCUCUGUGAUCAGAGCGGGGUUGGUUACCCUUUGUCCUUUCUAAGCAGAACGUCGAGCAUUUCUGGUUAAAGCAUUUUGUGGUUUUGGUUUUAACUCGGAGUCCAGCGUGGGAAGUUCCGGAAAGUCUUUUGUCAAUACAGGAAUAAAAUCUUUGUCUGCACUUGUCAUCUUCCUCUCUUGGUGCGUGAUUUUGACGUGGCCGAUGGAAC